CGUGGAGGACCUUGAAAACACUGCUUAAAACAUCGCCGCAUGAUUGUAAAUAAAGAGACAAGAUUUUAAGAAAUGGCAAGAAGAGUUAUAUAUCCCCUGUACCAGCUAGGUAACCCCCAGCUGAGACUUUUUCGUCCUACCUUCACCAUGACCCUUGUCAGACCAGGAAAGGAGCAGCCGCCAGAUACAGUUCAGUUUCGCAUACCUAUAGAAAUGACCAAAAUUGAUGUGAGGAACUACCUGGAGAAAAUCUACGAUGUGCCCGUUGCAGCAGUGCGCACCAGGAUCCAGUUUGGUUCAAAUAAGAAGAGGAACCAUCUAAACCAACGGGUGAAGAGACCGGAUUACAAAGUAGCAUAUGUUCAGCUGGCUCAGCAACAGACAUUUGAGUUUCCGGAUAUCUUCCCCAAGAAGGAUGCGAGUCUUGAAGAGGGGUCGCUGGAGGAGAUGCAGAAGAAGUUCAUGGAGGACGAGAGACAGAGGCAGAAACCAGAUCCCCGUAGAGGGGGAGUGACAGAAUGGUUUGGCCUCUAAUGUGAAUACACCCCACCACGGAGAGAUAAGACUUCAGUAUGAGUGUGUGUUCGAGAACAGCGUACGUGUGUGUGCGAGCAACUUCACGCAUGGUGACCUGACCCGAUCCGGUCCAUUUAAAUUAAGUGGCUCUUUUCCAAAAGUCUAGAGGGGCUUCUUGCUCCACUUCCCUCAGCCGUGACAACCAGCAGUGUCCCAGAGGCCACAUUGCAGUCCUGGUGUCUGCACUUCAGACGGUCACUCCUAAAGCCUAGACCAUUUCAUCAUUCACACUCUCU
Molecule: messenger RNA, 812 nt
Organism: Chanos chanos (milkfish)
Lineage: Eukaryota; Metazoa; Chordata; Actinopteri; Gonorynchiformes; Chanidae
Gene: mrpl23
Product: mitochondrial ribosomal protein L23
Exons: 5
Coding region: 73-534 (153 amino acids)
Biological process (GO): mitochondrial translation
Cellular component (GO): mitochondrial large ribosomal subunit; ribosome
Molecular function (GO): structural constituent of ribosome
Source: RefSeq, a predicted model, not a curated record